AUGUUCGCUAGAUCAGCUUGUCGCGCGGCUCAACCGCUGAAGAGGAAUCUCCUCUCGCGCGCAUACGCCACCGAGCCAGCCAAGAGCGGCUCUUCCAAGACCCUCCUCUACGCAUUAGGCGCCACCGGUGUCGCGGGCGCCGGCUACUGGUUCUACUCUAAUCAGGGCGCCGGGUCGGCCGCGGCCAAGGCCAAGGACGUCGUGAGCGGACCACCGAAGAAGGCCUUCCUCGGCGGAGACCAGGGCUUCAUCUCCCUGGAGCUGAAGGACGUCCAAGACAUCAACCACAACACCAAGAGGUUCAUCUUCAAGCUGCCGGAGGACGACCAGGUCUCCGGUUUGACCGUGACCAGCGCCCUGCUUGCCAAGUUCCAGAACGAGGGGCAGAAGCCUGUCGUACGGCCCUAUACGCCUACGAGCGAGGAGGGCAAAACUACAGCUAAUGCGCGCGGGAUUAUAGAUGCUAAGGGCUACAUCGAGCUGAUCGUGAAGAAGUACCCCAACGGCCCCAUGUCGACCCAUCUGCACGACAUGGUUCCGGGCCAACGUCUGGACUUCAAGGGCCCGCUGCCCAAGUACCCGUGGACGCCGAACAAGCACGACCACAUCGCACUGAUUGCCGGCGGCACGGGUAUUACUCCCAUGUACCAGCUAACGCGUGCCAUCUUCAAGAAUCCCGACGAUAAGACCAAGGUGACGCUCGUCUUCGGCAACGUCUCCGAAGAAGACAUCCUGUUGAAGAACGAGUUCGCCGAGCUCGAGAACACAUACCCGAACCGAUUCCGUGCCUUUUACGUCCUCGACAACCCCCCCAAGGGAUGGAACGGACAUAAGGGAUACAUCUCUAAGGACCUCCUAAAGACCGUCCUCCCCGAGCCCAAGAGCGAGAACAUCAAGAUCUUCGUGUGCGGUCCUCCGGGCUUGUACAAGGCCAUCUCCGGCACUAAGGUCAGCCCGUCGGACCAGGGCGAAUUAUCUGGCUCCCUGAAGGAGUUAGGCUACUCCAAGGAUCAGGUUUACAAGUUCUAA
Messenger RNA from Daldinia caldariorum, 1029 nucleotides. Its product is annotated as ferredoxin reductase-like protein. Lineage: Eukaryota; Fungi; Ascomycota; Sordariomycetes; Xylariales; Hypoxylaceae. The transcript has 3 exons. The coding region runs from base 1 to 1029 and encodes 342 amino acids. Gene Ontology annotation, molecular function: cytochrome-b5 reductase activity, acting on NAD(P)H. Gene Ontology annotation, biological process: ergosterol biosynthetic process. The record is from RefSeq and is a predicted model, not a curated record.